Molecule: messenger RNA, 1746 nt
Organism: Mangifera indica (mango)
Lineage: Eukaryota; Viridiplantae; Streptophyta; Magnoliopsida; Sapindales; Anacardiaceae
Product: organic cation/carnitine transporter 4
Exons: 2
Coding region: 44-1624 (526 amino acids)
Biological process (GO): transmembrane transport
Cellular component (GO): membrane
Molecular function (GO): transmembrane transporter activity
Source: RefSeq, a predicted model, not a curated record
UUGAUUUAAUCACAAUCACCUUCUUUUUUUUGAAACACCGCACAUGACAUCCGCGUUAGCUAAAGAUUCCGGCACUGACUCCUCCCUCCGGCGGCCGCUACUUUCUCCGCCGAAGAAGGCGGUGACAGAGAGACUUCGCAUAGAUGACAUGCUACAAAAGUACUGCGGCGAGUUCGGGCCGUGGCAAUUACGUCAUUUCGUGCUCACAAGCUUAGCCUGGGCGCUGGAGGCGUUUCACACAAUGGUCAUGAUCUUCGCCGACCAGGAGCCUGAGUGGAAGUGUCUGGAACCGGACUGCGACGCCGCCAGCUUUUGUCAGCUGCCACCGGGAUCUUGGACAUGGAGUGGCGGUGAAGCGACCUCCACAGUGGUUGAGUGGUCGCUUAUCUGCGAAGAGAAGUACAAAGUUGGGCUGGUUCAGGCAUUGUUCUUCUGUGGCUGCAUGAUAGGUGCAGGAGUAUUUGGCCAUCUUUCAGACUCAAAACUAGGAAGAAAAGGAUCUUUAACAAUAGUUUGUUUCUUGAAUGUCAUCUUUGGUUGCUUAACAGCGUGGUCGCCAAACUACCUUAUCUAUCUCCUCCUUCGUGUACUUACCGGCUUCAGCACUGGAGGUGUUGGCCUUUGUGCCUUCGUUCUGGCCACUGAACCUGUUGGCCCAACAAAGCGUGGUGUUGCUGGCAUGUCUACAUUCUACUUCUUCUCAACAGGAAUAGCCUUACUCUCCGGCAUAGCUUAUAUUUUUCCUUCCUGGCGUGCUCUCUACAUUACUUCUUCAAUCCCUUCCAUUUUGUUCCUCAUCAUGGUUCUUCCUUUUCUCCAUGAAUCGCCUAGAUGGUACCUUGUUCGUGGCAAAAUGAAUGAAGCCAUGAGUCUCAUGCGGAUCAUAGCUCAGUCCAAUAGACGGCAUUUGCCUGAUGGUGUUGUCCUUGUACUAGAUGAAGAAGAAGAAGAUGAUGCAUCUAAUGACAAGCAAAAUUGCAAGGAAGAACCUGCAAAGAAAGAAGCAAUCACAGGUUCUGUCAUAGAUGUAAUUAAGUCACCAAUGACACGAGUUCGCCUGUUUUUAGCAGUAGCCAUCAACUUCCUAUGUUCAGUUGUGUACUACGGCCUUAGCUUAAAUGUUGUCAACCUGAAAACAAACCUUUAUCUCAAUGUCCUCCUCAAUGCAGUGGCUGAGAUGCCAGCUUACACCAUCACAGCACUUCUGUUAGACAAAUUUGGAAGGAAGCCAUUGUCAAUAGGCACAUUAUGGUUCAGUGGAUUAUUUUGCCUGGUGGGGAGCCUUGUGAAAAGCAAUGGGGUAUGGAAAGUUUUGAGGAUGGUUUGCGGAAUUCUGGGAAUUUUUGGGAUGGCGGGUACUUACAAUCUGCUGUUUAUAUACACAACAGAGUUGUUCCCCACAGUGGUGAGAAAUGCUGCACUUGGCUGUGCAGCACAAGCGGCGCAGCUAGGAGCAAUAUCGGCACCAAUUGUGGUGGUUUUAGGAGGUGCCCUGCCAUUUGCGGUAUUUGCACUAUGCGGCAUUGCAGGAGGAAUCUUUGCAUUUUAUCUACCCGAGACACUAAACAAGCCUCUGUAUGACACGAUGGCCGGAAUGGAGGAAGGCGAAGGAGAAGCUGCUUAAGUAAAAAGCUGCAUAAAAUGUUAUGAAACAUACAGAAGUUCAUAAACCAGAAAUUUUUGUCCUCCUUGUGUUGUUUUUCUUAUCCUGUAACAUGAAUCUCAGAUACAGAGGGUUAGCAAAGA